Molecule: messenger RNA, 273 nt
Organism: Aureococcus anophagefferens
Lineage: Eukaryota; Pelagophyceae; Pelagomonadales; Pelagomonadaceae
Exons: 1
Molecular function (GO): protein binding
Source: RefSeq, a predicted model, not a curated record
ACGCGCCUGCAUCAUGCCGCGCGCUACGGAUGGUGUUCCGCCAUUCGAUGGCUGCUGGACCACGGCGCGAACGUGGAAGCGGCGACGUACGAUUCCGGGUCAACGCCACUACACUUCGCCACCUGUGACGACCGAUGCGACGCAGCGGUCCUCCUGCUGGACGCCGGCGCUCGCGUCGAUGCGCGCGAUCAAAAUUCUUGUACAGCGCUCCAUCGAGCUGCCCGCGACAGCCGGAUCAAAAUGUGCAAACUCCUCCUCAGCCGCGGCGCGUCG